GUUCAUAAUAAACAUUCAAAACAAAACUUUCCAUACAAAAUAACGUUUUGAUAGCAAUCGUAAAGUUGUCUAUACAUUUGACCAAUAUAUACAUAACUGACUUGUAUAUAAGUAAAUUAAUGAAUACAUAUCGUACCCAUUACCUACACUCAUGCAUGCGUCAAUGUACAUACAUAUACACACACUCUCACACGCUUCCACGAACGUCUGUUGAUUGAUGGACAGUUUACCUAGCCGCACACAGAAAUAAACGCAAAAGCAAAGUAACGCACACAUACACACAAACAUGCUGACACACAGACACGAAACUAAUCAAUCAAUCAAUCGACAACAAGCAGCGCUCACAGAGUCACACAUCCACCGUCAUCGUCGUCGUCAGUCUGUGAUUGGUGUUGCCACGAGGAGGUUGUCCAAGUAUGUGCAUAUUGUACAUUUAUUUAAUACGCAUUUAAUAAGCUAAAAAUUUGCGCAAAACCUGUAACUCUGUUAACUUACAGAGCUCUGUUAACGCACAUAUAACGCGAAGUUGGCCGCACAAAAUGUCAGGGCUGCUAGAUCGAUUUAUUGCUAAUAAGCGACAAUUCUGGCGCGAGUUUUUGAAACUCUAUCAAGACAUGCCAGAACUGUGGGACGUUCAUCAUCCGGAUUAUAGGAACAAGGAAUUAAGAAACGGAUCAUACGAUAUUUUACACAAUAAACUAAGAGAGAUUCAACCGACUGCAACUAAAAGCGAUGUCGGGCGUCGCAUAAACAUUUUUCGUACAAACUAUAGACGCGAACAGAUGCGGAUUUGGAAGCAACAAGAGUUGGGACUGCAUGCGGACUUGUGCAAGCCCACACUAUGGUUCUACGACAAUAUGAGUUUUCUGCUGACGCAGGAGUCCUUUCAGCGCAGAGCACGCAAGAUGCGUUGCAAGCCCUAUAAUAAACCUCAACCAGCGUUAGAUUUAAAAUAUAAUUACAUGAUGGAUCCAUUGGACACUGGUGCAAUGAAUUCAUUACCCAAGUUACCCACCAAUGCAUCCUCUGAACCUCCACCAACCGAGUUCAGUGAGAGCUUGCUGCUCAGCCCUAAGAUUGAAAUAUUUGAAAAUGAUUUGGAUACCAUGCAGGCCGAGACUACGGAAUCGAAUGAUGUUGGCAAAACGGAUAAUGUCGAGACAAGCGCUUCAGAUCUUAACGAGCCAUCAUGUUCCACAUCAACCACAUUGACUGUUUUAAAGGGUUCUGCAUCGCAGAAGUCAAACAUUUCGUUAAGCGAAUCCUCCGAGACGUUGGCCAAAUCUUGGGCCAUCCAAUACGAAGAGAUGGCCCCCACCCAGCGCAUCCUGGCGCGCAAGGCAAUCGCCGACAUACUAUUCGAGGGCUGCAUGGGCAAUCUGCGCAUCAAUCGCAACGAGCGAUCCACUGUGGAUAACUACUUGUGAACAUGGACAGGCCGAGACAUACUGUUAGUUAAGCUUCUUACUGUAAGAGAGCGUCAGGUCUAUAUUUGAAUCUUGCCCAUCAACAAGAUUUAUGGAUAUCGUCGCAUUUCCGCGAAAUGAUCGUAUGUUUAUUUGCCAAAUAUUACAACUGAAUUCGCUCUAGUUUCGAAAACAAAAAAUAAAUCAAUUUCAAUUUAAGCGUAUGUAUACUAACAUACCAUAACAAAAUUAGAAGAACAACUUCUGUAAAGUUACAUUUUUCGACAAAAGAUCAUUUCGGUGGAAUGCGACGAUAUAUGUAUAUCAUAUGUAUCUAGAAAUUCGCUAAGCCAAAGAACUUAUUUGAGCUGUCAUCAACUAUGUUUCAGAUGUCACUUCCUACAAUUUUCUAAACACUAAUAAAAAGCGAGUUGUAAAAUCUUAA
Messenger RNA from Drosophila mojavensis, 1851 nucleotides. RefSeq lists its product as uncharacterized. The record is from RefSeq and is a predicted model, not a curated record. The transcript is spliced from 3 exons. Bases 540 to 1427 code for a protein of 295 amino acids. Lineage: Eukaryota; Metazoa; Arthropoda; Insecta; Diptera; Drosophilidae.